Messenger RNA from Dentiscutata erythropus, 130 nucleotides. Lineage: Eukaryota; Fungi; Glomeromycota; Glomeromycetes; Diversisporales; Gigasporaceae. The record is from the annotation of a GenBank genome assembly.
GUUUUAGAAUUAAUUGGAUUGCUUGGAGGGAUAUGGGUAUUAGCUUCUGGGUUUUACGCGUUAUUAUUUGGGGUAGACAUAAUUCGUCCUUGGGGUCUAAUCCAGACAUACUUAUGUGGUUCAUCUUCUC